UUGCAGCUGAAGCUAUAUUGUAACACGCAGACCAAUACGUGUAAGGAUUUUUUAAUUAAUGUGGGAAAAAAUAAUAGAAAAUUUCAAGCUUCAAAGCUUUGAUUAUCAAACAAACAAUCAUGGCUUGACCAUUUCCUUUAAAAAUUAGUUUUCAGAGAAAACAAAAGGAAGGUCUGAAACCCUUCUUUUUUCUCUUUUCCUCUGUAAAUCAAAAAAAAAAAAAGACAGUUUCAAAGGUCGUUUUUUUUACUUGCCUAGGCUCUUCGGAGGCAUGUGUUUGGGUCUAUGUUUUGCUUUCAGACACGUUAGUUAGGUGAAGAGCCGGGUUUUUUUUGGGAGGGUCUUAUGGAUUUUCAAGAGACGCGUAGAGGUGGGAGGGUAUAUAUAUAUAUAUAUACAUGUAUGUGCGUGUGUAUGGUGGUUUUGCAGACAGGGAAACUCUGGGAUCUUGUCUUGUAAAUAAGAUCUAGAAAUUUCUGCUUCUGGUUAUGGAUAUGUGUAAAUGGUAAUGGAGAUGAUGAUGGUGAUGACGAUGAAGAAGGAGGUUGUAUUGUCCAUAUCCGUUCUUGUUCUUACCCUUUUGGUUUCCGAGUCAAGAGGGUUGAACUUGGAAGGGCGAUUUCUUCUCGACAUUAAGAGCAAGUUUGUGGAUAAUUUUGAGAAUCUCAGAAACUGGAAUCCGAGUGAUUCCGUACCUUGUUCAUGGAGGGGCGUGAACUGCAACAGCGAUCCCUUUGGUCCUAAGGUUCUGUCUCUGAAUCUGUCUUCGAUGAAUCUCUCCGGUUACUUGUCUCCAAGCAUAGGUGGAUUGGUUCAUCUCGAGUAUCUGAAUCUGUCAUACAAUGAGUUAUCAGGCAAUAUACCGAAAGAGAUAGGGUACUGUUCGAGUUUGGAGAUUCUUGCUCUGAACAAUAACCAGGUUGAGGGUGAGUUGCCUAAAGAAAUAGGGAAGCUUCUGGCUUUGCGGGAGCUUGACAUCUUCAACAACAGAAUCUCGGGUUCGAUCCCUGAUGAGAUCGGGAACCUCUCGUAUCUGUCUGAACUGGUGGCUUACAGCAACAACAUAACCGGGCCAUUGCCUUCUUCCAUUGGCAAACUCAAGAGGUUGACCAGCUUUCGAGCCGGGCAGAAUCUGAUAUCCGGAAGUCUGCCUUCAGAGAUUGGCCAGUGUGAGAGCUUGCAGGUUCUUGGCCUUGCACAAAACAGGCUAAGCGGUCAGUUACCGAAAGAGAUGGGUUUGCUCAAGAAUCUCUCACAGGUGAUUCUUUGGGACAACCUGUUGUCAGGGUUCAUUCCCAAGGAGAUUGGCAGCUGUACGAGCCUGCUAGUCCUUGCUCUCUACCAGAACCAGCUUGUUGGACCAAUCCCAAAGGAGAUUGGAAACCUCGAAUAUCUCAAGUUCCUAUACCUUUACAGGAACGGUUUGAAUGGCACGAUCCCGAGAGAGAUCGGGAAUCUCUCUGCUGCACUCGAGAUAGACUUCUCAGAGAAUGCAUUAACAGGAGAAAUACCCGUGGAGCUUGGCCGCAUACCCGGGCUCGAGCUUCUGUACCUUUUCGAGAACCAACUAACGGGUACUAUCCCGGUUGAGCUUGCUACACUGGAGAACCUGACAAAGCUCGAUCUCUCCAUCAAUUCUUUAACGGGUCCUAUCCCCCUCGGGUUUCAGUACUUAAGAGAGCUCAUCAUGUUGCAGCUGUUUGAGAAUUCCCUCAGUGGAACCAUUCCACCAAGACUUGGCUUGUAUAGCAAUCUAUGGGUGCUUGAUCUAUCCGAUAACCAUCUCAUUGGAAGGAUUCCUCGGUUUCUUUGCUUACAUUCUAACCUGAUCCUUCUCAACUUGGGCGGAAACAAUCUCUCCGGAAACAUCCCUAGCGGCAUUACGAACUGCAGAAGCCUGGUUCAGCUUCGUCUUGUCAGAAACAGCCUCGUGGGCCGCUUCCCAUCGAACUUGUGCAACUUGGUUAACCUUUCAGCCAUCGAGUUAGGACAGAACAGAUUCCAUGGCUGGAUUCCUUCGGAUAUUGGUAACUGCAGUGCCCUGCAAAGGUUGCAUCUAGCGGACAAUCGUUUUAGCGGCGAGCUCCCAAGAGAGAUCGGCAAGCUUUCUCAGCUCGGGACAUUUAACGUCUCGUCUAAUAUGCUCACAGGGGAAAUACCGUCUGAAAUCUUCAACUGCAAGAUGCUUCAACGGCUAGAUAUCAGCGCAAAUAACUUAUCUGGAACAUUACCAAGCGAGGUUGGUUCCCUUUCUAUGCUUGAGCUUCUUGAGCUCUCAAAUAAUAAGCUUUCAGGUGUAAUACCGUCAGCUCUCGGGAACUUAUCUCGUCUGACCGAGCUACAAAUGGGCGGAAAUGAAUUUUACGGGGAAAUUCCACCGCGUUUAGGUAGUCUGACCAGCUUGCAGAUAGCAUUGAAUCUCAGUUACAACAAUCUCACAGGGGAAAUCCCACCAGAGCUCAGUAAUCUUGCAAUGCUCGAGUUCCUUCUCCUCAACAACAACCAUUUGUCGGGCGAAAUCCCGAGCUCUUUCGCUAACCUCUCCAGCUUGCUCGGCUGCAACUUUUCCUACAACAACCUGACCGGUCCUAUUCCUGUUAAUGAAUUCAAGAUUGUGCUUUCUUUCCCCCUAUGCUGCUCCAUUGCAGCUGAAGCUAUAUUGUAACACGCAGACCAAUACGUGUAAGGAUUUUUUAAUUAAUGUGGGAAAAAAUAAUAGAAAAUUUCAAGCUUCAAAGCUUUGAUUAUCAAACAAACAAUCAUGGCUUGACCAUUUCCUUUAAAAAUUAGUUUUCAGACGGGGGAAGAAGAAGUUUCAGCUUUGCAAGUCGGAAAACCGCCAUCCUCUCUCGACAUUUACUUCCCUCCGAAAGAAGGAUUCACAUUCCAAGAUUUGGUUGCAGCCACUGAUAAUUUCGACGAAAACUUUGUAGUAGGGUAUAAGGCAGUUCUACCCGCAGGCUACACCUUAGCUGUCAAGAAACUGGCUUCAAACCGGGACGGCAACAACAACAACGUCGAUAACAGCUUCAGAGCCGAGAUUCAGACCCUCGGGAAUAUCCGACACCGUAAUAUAGUCAAGUUACACGGAUUCUGCUAUCAUCAAGGAUCGAAUCUGCUUCUGUAUGAGUACAUGUCGAGGGGAAGCCUCGGGGAAAUACUUCACGGUUCCUCGUGUAACUUGGAUUGGCCUACGAGAUUCAGAAUCGCCCUCGGGGCGGCUCAAGGCCUUGCGUAUUUGCACCAUGACUGCAAGCCGAGGAUCUUCCACCGCGAUAUAAAGUCAAACAACAUCCUCCUCGACGACAAGUUCGAAGCUCACGUCGGAGAUUUCGGAUUAGCAAAGGUGAUUGAUAUGCCGCAAUCCAAAUCAAUGUCCGCCAUUGCUGGAUCUUACGGAUACAUCGCCCCGGAGUAUGCAUACACCAUGAAAGUUACAGAGAAGUCUGACAUCUACAGCUACGGAGUCGUUCUUUUGGAGCUACUGACCGGAAAAACGCCGGUCCAACCGCUGGAUCAAGGAGGGGAUUUAGUGAAUUGGGUCAGGAAUUACAUAAGGAGAGAGGCAUUAUCAUCCGGAAUACUUGAUCCUCGGGUAAACGUCGAGGACGAACGAGUCGUUUCGCAUAUGCUCACGGUGUUAAAGAUCGCUCUGCUCUGCACGAGCGUAUCUCCGGUUGCUCGGCCGACCAUGCGAGAGGUUGUCCUGAUGCUGAUCGAGUCGAAGAGACGCGAAGAAGAACAGCCCGACACUUCUCCGAGUCAUGAUGAUACAGAUUGAAGUUAGAGUCAACACUGCCUCAUUCUUAGAAGGAAAUAAGCUUAAGAAAUCUUGCAUAUAUAAUUUUUUUUGGUGAUUUCUCUUCACUUAAUGAUUGAUCCCUGUAUCGUCUAAUGUAUGAAGAUAAGUCUUGUAAAUUCUUUACAGAGCAAUAUCUAAAGAUAUGCACUGAUAUCUAAUGUAUCAA
Tarenaya hassleriana is the source of this 3968-nucleotide messenger RNA. Its product is annotated as probable leucine-rich repeat receptor-like protein kinase At5g63930. The record is from RefSeq and is a predicted model, not a curated record. Gene Ontology annotation, molecular function: protein kinase activity; ATP binding; protein binding. Lineage: Eukaryota; Viridiplantae; Streptophyta; Magnoliopsida; Brassicales; Cleomaceae. Gene Ontology annotation, biological process: protein phosphorylation. The transcript is spliced from 2 exons.